GUUUUGUAUUUGUAAUCUGUGUCUAUCAAUUAAUAAAGUUUAAAAGUCAACAUACUAUCUUAUUUUUACUGACAUAAUCAAUUACUUCAACAAAGAAAAAAGUAUUAAAAAUUAAACAUUGUUCUAGUAGUAAUAAUAGAAUUUAAUUACAAAUCUUAUUAGUACGUAAUAGUCUAUUAACCCAGUCGCCAUGAAUCCCAUGUCAAUGGACAGAGAAGAACUCUCAUCUCUUUCAUCGUUUUCUACAAAUCACCCUCUAGAACAGUUUGUUUUACUUGCUAAAGGUGCUAAAGGACAAGCGUGCGCAGAACUUAUAAAACAAGUUCUAGAAGCACCAGGCGUUCAUGUAUUCGGCGAGUUACUUGAAAUGCCUAACAUUAAAGAGUUAGAGACCGGACCCUACGCUACACAUUUUAAAACGCUCAAUUUAUUUGCAUAUGGCACCUAUAAAGAAUAUUUAGAAAAUAAAUCUGAAUACUUAGAUCUCACACCUGCACAGUGUAAGAAAUUACAACACUUGACAAUAGCUACUCUAGCGACACAGGAGAAGUGCAUACCUUACAGUGUUCUAUUAAAAGAAUUGGAUAUUAAAAAUGUUAGAGAUUUAGAAGAUUUGAUCAUUGAAGCCAUUUAUGCAGAUAUAAUUCAUGGUAAACUCGACCAGGAAUGUAAGCGUGUAGAAGUCGAUGUAGCACUCGGUCGCGAUGCUAGAUUAGAAGAUGCAUCAACCAUCGCAGACGUCCUAGCUGAUUGGUGCAAUGCCUGCGAAGCAGUACUUAACUCAGUCGACAGACACAUACAGAGAGCCAACCAUCACAAACAACGUGCGAUUAGACAUCAUCAGAGCAUAGAACAGGAGAUUAUUUAUAUAAAGAAAACAUUAAAAACUCAGGCUGAGAAUGAAGAAUCUGCCUCAGCCGGUGGAAGCGAAACUCAUUCUGUGCCAAAAAAGAACUCCACCAAGGGCAAAAUUCCACGCAAUGCCGCCAAAUUUUGGCAGAAGAACACAUAACUCUUUUAAAUAUGAUUAAAUUUAUAAGUAUAUGUUUUGGUGAUAUAAUAAAAUGUUUAGGUCCUCCUUA
This is a messenger RNA of Melitaea cinxia (Glanville fritillary), 1082 nucleotides long. RefSeq names its product COP9 signalosome complex subunit 7a (gene CSN7). Gene Ontology annotation, biological process: COP9 signalosome assembly. The transcript is spliced from 4 exons. The record is from RefSeq and is a predicted model, not a curated record. Gene Ontology annotation, cellular component: COP9 signalosome. Lineage: Eukaryota; Metazoa; Arthropoda; Insecta; Lepidoptera; Nymphalidae. Bases 191 to 1012 code for a protein of 273 amino acids.